Molecule: messenger RNA, 261 nt
Organism: Pieris macdunnoughi
Lineage: Eukaryota; Metazoa; Arthropoda; Insecta; Lepidoptera; Pieridae
Source: the annotation of a GenBank genome assembly
AUGACCGAAAACAAACGUUUUAUUGUUACUAUUAAAACUCAGGUAAUUUUUGUUGUUGUCAUCGUAGCGUCAGAAGCUCUACCUUUAAUGGGUCCGAUGGAAGCUGAUCUUGACUUGGGAGGUUUUGGGGCAGAUUUGGGCCCUUUAGAAGAUAGCAGUGGUGAAUACGGUUCUGCAGGCAAUCCUGAUAUCAUAGAUUCAAGUAUUGCCAUGGGUUUAAACGGAGUUGGUUCUAUGAAUCCUGGACUAUUGACGGCAUAA